AGAUAUGCGGUACUUUAAUUAAUAGGUGAUAAUGCGACAUUGUAAAGGUGAUAAUUAUAUUAUAACAGAGAGGACAGUUAAGAAAACAAUUUGUUGAAAGUACGAAAAAACAACAUCAAAGCACCGAAAUAAUAGAGACUAAUGAUUGCAACUGUCUUUGAACUACCGGCGUCCAAAUGUAUAUAAACUUUCUAUAUGAGCAAGAGAGUGCAUGCUCACCAUCAUGCAAUUUCGUGUGAUAUGUGCGGUAACUGGCAGCACAGAAAAUGUGGAUCAACAGGUAUCACCGUAAAACAGUAUAAGGCUGCUGUUGCUGCUGGGUCAGAUUUGGCAUUUAUAUGUGCACCAUGUGAACUGAAAAUUCCGCCAGUAGACGAUGAUCACAAUAGCGUAACAGAUGACGAAAUUCAAAUGGAUCUUGAGCAGACUGUUCCACACCCUGACAGCCUCAAACCUAAAUGUAUUUUUGCCAUACCUGACAGUCUUCACCCUGGGGACUUCUAA
Molecule: messenger RNA, 504 nt
Organism: Mercenaria mercenaria
Lineage: Eukaryota; Metazoa; Mollusca; Bivalvia; Venerida; Veneridae
Exons: 4
Coding region: 196-504 (102 amino acids)
Source: RefSeq, a predicted model, not a curated record